This is a messenger RNA of Cyclopterus lumpus (lumpfish), 2458 nucleotides long. Its product is annotated as heparan sulfate glucosamine 3-O-sulfotransferase 6-like. Gene Ontology annotation, molecular function: [heparan sulfate]-glucosamine 3-sulfotransferase activity. The record is from RefSeq and is a predicted model, not a curated record. Lineage: Eukaryota; Metazoa; Chordata; Actinopteri; Perciformes; Cyclopteridae. The transcript has 2 exons. Bases 334 to 1473 code for a protein of 379 amino acids.
CGCGCUGCCUGCCAAUGAGCCACGGGAGCGCACACAAGGCACCGCGGCGCUGCGGGACGUUCAUGCACAGCUGAGCCUCGCGUGGGACUUUGCUCGAGUUCUUGAAAAACAUCUACAAGUUAGCUCUGAUGACGAGAGAGAGAGAGAGAGAGAGAGAGAGAGUAUCAAAGGGCGAGCGAGAUAACCUGAGGAGCAUGCGGGGCUUUUUUACGCGAGAGGGGGCAAGUGUUGCGCCACUUGCUGCUGUGGCACGAGCGCUGUGAUUGUUUUGUUUAAACACACAUUGUUUUUUUAAAGCGUAAAGAGUGACUUUUAGAAGUAUGAUGUCUUUUGAUGUGGCAUGUUUCCUGCGUUGUGUCCUCGUGCUCUGGAGUGCAACUCAUGGGAUGUAGUAAAUGGAGAGCUGCGUUCAACUUUGGACACCUGCGGGUGCAGUCCAAGCUGUCCGUCUUCUUGACCAUGAUCAUUCUCUUCACGUACCUCUUUUACUCCCUCAACGGAUACUGUGACUCCUUGCCCAGGCCCGUGUACGACCAGAAAAGCAAUCUUCAAAACCAAAUCCCCAUCGACGAUGGACACGAGGCGUCGGCGCAGCAGCUCGGCGCGUACAACGCUUCUCGGGUCGUGCGCGAGCAGCUGUCGGACUUGUCGCACAGAGACGCCCCAUCGAGCAACAUCUCUAUAGCCAAUAAUUUCGGCAGCAAAAAGUUCCCCCAGGCCAUCAUCAUCGGGGUGAAGAAAGGUGGCACUCGGGCUCUGCUGGAGUUCCUGCGCAUCCAUCCGGACGUGAGAGCCGUCGGCUCUGAGCCGCACUUCUUUGACCGCUUCUACGACAAGGGACUGGACUGGUACAGGAACCUGAUGCCUCGUACCCUGGAGGGUCAGAUCACCAUGGAGAAGACCCCCAGUUACUUUAUCACUAAGGAAGCCCCUCGCCGUGUCUUCUCCAUAAGCCGCCACACCAAACUCAUCGUGGUGGUGCGUGACCCCGUGACCCGGGCUGUUUCUGAUUACACCCAGACUCUGUCCAAAUCUCCCGGGCUCCCUUCCUUCCAGAACCUGGCCUUCCGCAAUGCCACCACAGGCCUCAUCGACACAUCUUGGAGUGCCGUGCGCAUCGGCAUCUACGCCAAGCACCUGGAGAACUGGCUGCGCUUCUUCCCGCUCUCACGCCUCCUCUUUGUCAGCGGCGAGCGCCUUGUGACGGACCCAGCAGGCGAGAUGGGCCGGGUUCAGGACUUCUUGGGGCUCAAACGCGUGGUGACAGACAAGCACUUCUACUUCAACCAGACCAAAGGUUUCCCCUGCCUAAAGAAGCCAGAGGGGAGCAGCAGGCCACGAUGCCUCGGGAAGUCGAAGGGCAGACCCCAUCCCCAGAUCCCCUCUGACGUCCUGCAUCGGCUCAGAAACUUCUACAGACCCUUCAAUCUCAAGUUUUACCAAAUGACCGGCCACAAUUUUGGCUGGGAUUGAACGGCUACUCACCAAAGCUCUUAAAGACUGUUCCCGGCAUUCUUGGUCAGCCAGCUACCAAAACAGGGAUAUCUUGAAGACAUUGUGUCUUGAAGACAUUGUGUAUUACCAAAGCUUUUACUGUACAAAAUAUACCUUCCAUGCUAUUCUUAAGCUAUAAAAACUCACAUCAAAGUGAUGCUAACGGAACGCUUUUGAGAAGGGCUGGUUGCUGCUGCAUUGUGACAAGGGAAAACAGGAGGACUUGGCCAGGAGAAUGCUGAGCUGUCAUUAAUGUCCAAAACACUUUUUGUUUUGAAAAUAACUCCAGAAAGACGGCAACACUGCAAAGAGAUGUGUCUGAAGUUAAACCAAAUGGCAAAAGAGUAACAAGCCUCGACAGUUUGGCAAAGCUACGAUAAACCAAAUGACAUAUUGGACUAUUGGGACACGGGAGCUCUGCUGAAUAACAACAACACUUACAGGGAGGAAAGAGGCAACGGGUUUAGAAUUAUGCACAACGGCACAAUCAAAAUAAAUGUAUAUGUGUAUUGUUGAGAUAUAACCUAAUGAUUCAGAAUAAUUUCUAUCCGAUAAGCAUUGUUGCGUUCGCCUCUGUCACGUUUAUUAUGUGUAUGAAUUUAAAGGAAGCCCCCCUUCUGGACUGUCUUUAUUAAAAAAGAAAGAUGUUUCAAACGCAAAAGAAUACCUGGUACUGGUAAACGAAUAUGUAGUGAUGUAAAACACCGCCACUAUGUGCUGUACUUUUGCUGUUAUUUAUGUUGCCAAUACAGUGGUUGUAUGAAAGGUUCUCCACAGACAACACGUGAAUCUGUGAUUGUUUUCUACUUCAUUUUAUCUACACUCACCUCCACAAACGGUACUUACAUGCAACUCUAUAUUUCUGAAAGCCUAAUUUAUAACAUGACAAACUAUUGUUCAGAUGUUUUCUGUGAGACUUUUGUAUAUGACAUUCUGUAGAAAAUUCUGACUAAAACUUUUAUUC